Poecile atricapillus (Black-capped chickadee) is the source of this 3237-nucleotide messenger RNA. RefSeq names its product protein O-mannosyl-transferase TMTC2-like. The coding region runs from base 309 to 2819 and encodes 836 amino acids. Gene Ontology annotation, cellular component: endoplasmic reticulum membrane. Gene Ontology annotation, molecular function: protein binding; mannosyltransferase activity. The record is from RefSeq and is a predicted model, not a curated record. NCBI's taxonomy places the organism in Eukaryota, Metazoa, Chordata, Aves, Passeriformes, Paridae. The transcript has 12 exons. Gene Ontology annotation, biological process: protein O-linked glycosylation via mannose.
GGGAACGGAGCUGCGGUAGCGCCGGGGCGCCGCGGGAGGAAGGCGGGAGUCGGAGGCGUGCCUCGCUCCGCUGAGCCCCGCUCCGCUGAGCCCAGCUACGCUCUCGCCGCCGAUCGCUCCGCUGCCAUGGGGUAGGAGCGGCGGAGCGCGGGGACGCCGUCAGGCUGUGGCCGCCGGCGGAGCGCGGAGCGGCGCCCCGCGGUGCCGGGGAGCACGAGGGGCAGGCGCGGCGGGGCUGGCGCGGGAGGUCGGGCAGGGCAGGGGGCUGCCCCGGUGCGAGAGCGGCAGCGGCGGUGGCAGGCGGAGAGAUGAUCGCGGAGUUGUUGAGCAGCGCCCUGGGGCUCGCCCUGUACCUCAACACCCUGAGCGCCGACUUCUGCUACGAUGACAGUCGAGCUAUCAAGACAAACCAGGACCUUUUGCCUGAGACGCCGUGGAUCCAUAUCUUCUACAAUGACUUUUGGGGGACACUGCUUACUCACAGCGGGAGCCACAAGUCCUACCGACCUCUCUGCACCCUUUCCUUCCGCAUUAACCAUGCUGUUGGGGGAAUGGACCCGUGGGGCUACCACCUUGUAAAUGUCCUCUUACAUGCUGCAGUCACUGGCCUUUUCACAAACUUCUCCAGAAUUCUGUUUGGCGAUGGGUACUGGACCUUGAUAGCCGGCCUGCUGUUUGCGUCUCAUCCCAUCCACACGGAAGCCGUAGCAGGGAUUGUAGGAAGGGCAGAUAUUGGAGCCUGCCUCUUCUUUCUGCUUUCCCUCAUGUGUUACGUGAAGCACUGCUCUACCAGAGGUUCCUCACCGAGUACUUGGGGCUGGAUCUUGGGAGCAGGGCUGUGUGCUGGAUGCAGCAUGCUGUGGAAGGAGCAAGGAGUGACUGUUCUGGCCAUUUCAGCCGUGUACGAUAUCUUUGUAUUUCAUCGACUGAAAAUGAAUCAGAUCGUUUCUGCUUUAUACAAGAAAAAGAAUUUGACCCUGUUCUUCAGCAUUGGUUUAUUGACCUCCUGGGGAACUGCACUUCUGGGUGUUCGCUUAUACUGGAUGGGCAACAAGCCCCCAAGUUUUUCUAAUUCUGAUAAUCCAGCAGCUGAUUCAGACAGUUUUCUCACACGUACUCUGACCUUCUUUUACUUGCCAACCAAGAACCUCUGGCUGUUGCUGUGUCCAGAUACCCUCAGCUUUGACUGGUCUAUGGAUGCUGUGCCUCUUCUAAAAGCAGUCAGCGACUGGAGGAAUCUACACACUGUGGCCUUCUAUUCAGGACUACUCCUCCUUGCCUACUUUAGCUUGAAGGGCUCCAGCAAUGAGAGAGAAUGCAAUGGGAAAACUGUGAUGAAUGGCAAGCAAAAUGCUAAUGGGCAUAGCUGCCACCCAGAGAUGGAGUACAAGACACUGGAGGUGAAGUCAAGCUUUGCAUCAAAAGAAGAGAAUGGCCUAAAAAAGCAUGAAAUUCAGAAACUGCAGCUUCCUUCAACCGAGAACAUUGUCAUUCUGUCUCUCUCUUUGUUAAUAGUGCCCUUCGUUCCCGCCACAAACCUGUUUUUCUAUGUUGGCUUUGUAAUAGCAGAGCGUGUGCUGUAUGUUCCUAGUAUGGGCUUCUGCCUGCUGGUUACAGUAGGUGUCAGGGCCCUUUAUGUCAAAGCCCAAAAGCGCUUUCUGAAGAACUUGGUUUUUUUUUCGACUGCUGCAUUAAUUGUUUUCUAUGGACUCAAGACCGUUGUCAGGAAUGGGGACUGGCAGAAUGAAGAGAUGCUGUAUAGGUCAGGGAUAAAAGUAAACCCUGCUAAAGCAUGGGGUAACCUUGGAAAUGUUCUCAAGAGCCAGAGCAAGAUUUCUGAAGCUGAAAGCGCCUAUAGAAAUGCCUUGUACUACCGCAGCAACAUGGCUGAUAUGCUUUAUAAUUUAGGAUUACUUCUUCAGGAAAACAGCAGGUUUUCAGAGGCAUUGCAUUACUAUAAACUGGCAAUUGGUAGCAGACCCACACUAGCUUCUGCCUAUUUAAAUACUGGUAUCAUCCUGAUGAACCAAGGGAAGACAGAGGAAGCCAGGAGGACUUUUGUGAAGUGUUCAGAGAUCCCUGAUGAAAAUCUGAAAGAUCCUCAUGCUCAUAAAAGCUCUGUUACCAGCUGUCUUUAUAACUUAGGAAAACUUUUUCAUGAACAAGGACACUAUGAGGAGGCCCUUACGGUUUACAAAGAAGCAAUACAGAAAAUGCCAAGACAGUUUGCACCGCAGAGCCUAUAUAACAUGAUGGGAGAAGCCUACAUGAGAAUGAGCCGGCUGCCCGAAGCAGAGCACUGGUAUGUGGAGUCACUGCGAUCCAAGAGCGACCACAUCCCAGCCCAUCUCACCUAUGGAAAGCUGCUGGCUCUGACGGGACGCAAGAGUGAGGCAGAGAAGUACUUCAUGAAGGCUAUUCAGCUGGAUCCUACCAAAGGAAACUGCUACAUGCAUUAUGGUCAGUUUCUCCUAGAAGAAUCCCGCCUGAUAGAAGCAGCUGAAAUGGCAAAAAAAGCAGCUGAACUUGAUAAUACAGAAUUUGAUGUUGUUUUCAAUGCAGCCCAUAUGCUCAGACAAGCCAGUCUUAAUGAAGAGGCUGAGAAGUAUUAUGAAAUGGCAGCAGGAUUAAGACCUAAUUAUCCAGCUGCCCUAAUGAAUCUUGGAGCCAUUCUCCAUCUGAAUGGCAAACUGAAAGAGGCUGAAGAAAACUACCUCCUUGCUCUUCAACUUAAACCUGAUGAUGUCAUCACCCAGUCCAAUCUUCGCAAAUUAUGGAAUAUCAUGGAGAAACAAGGUUUGAAAACAUCCAAGACAUGAUGAUGAAAACUCUGAACUUCUUUUCCUUAAAGUGAUUGAACCCAAGAACUAGAACUUCCACACAGUUGUCAGGUCAGAGAACUUGCUGGACUUGACUGCAGGGAUCAGAGGUCCUAAUUGCUGCUAGGAGAAGAUAUUCUGCUAGAGAAAUAGAAAAAGGGAGACUUUGAGGGAUUCAUGAAGAACUUGUAACGCUACAAAAAUAGUUGGAACAAUGGCACGUGAGAGAACUUGUUUCGGUAUAUUUGAUAAAUAAUUGCAAAUCCCAUAUUGCUUACUUUUGGGUGGGUACUUGAAAUGUAUAAUGUCAUAGAAAUACGAAGGGAAAAUCACACAGUAAACACUAAACACAGUAAAGCCAUAUGGGAGUUAAAGUGGUAAUAGUAGGUUAAAGUAUUUUGCUAAUACUGUAAUUCAU